Messenger RNA from Aspergillus aculeatus ATCC 16872, 495 nucleotides. RefSeq lists its product as uncharacterized. The transcript has a single exon. NCBI's taxonomy places the organism in Eukaryota, Fungi, Ascomycota, Eurotiomycetes, Eurotiales, Aspergillaceae. The coding region runs from base 128 to 349 and encodes 73 amino acids. The record is from RefSeq and is a predicted model, not a curated record.
GGAACUCAGUGGUUCUGGUCGGCAAUAAAUUCAGAGACAACAGCCCGAGUGAGCUCAGCUAAGCGGUGACUCUUGUCACCCUAGACGCCGAUGCGCCUCAAGGUGCCCACAACUCCAAAGAUCGUCCAUGGGCUUUCGUCUUAGUGUGCUUGUGGCUUUCAUGGCGCAAGAGAGACGUAUAGUGCUAUCGGAUGUAGAACACACUGCUAAGAGGGAGAUGCUUUGGUACCAUGCAAUGAAUACCAGGAUUAUGUGCAUUGCUUUUCGCCAACAGAGCUCACGACUCCCUAGUGCGGACGAUUCCUGUUGGAUCAUUGCCUCCACCAUCCGAUGCAAGGCCACUGGCUAAGGGCGUUGCGUACUUUCAUGAGCUCCGCUCUGAGGACUUAUUUUGUUUUUCUCGUUUCUCUGAGAAUCAAUCUGGUUUUGCACGGAAGACAACCUAUCACCAGUUUGCGAGAAAGUGAGCACCAGCACCACCACAACCGUGGGUAC